CAAUGAUCUUACGGACAGCCUUGUUGUUUAGUUGAGUGUGAUUGUUACUCUUGAAGAAUAAAAAAUUAUGUCUGACAGAAUUACUUUAGUGGACAUUUUAUUUAAAAGGCAUAUGCAGACUUUAAGGUAUAAAGAUAAUAGGUUAUAACUAUAACCUGAGAAUAACUCCCAAAGACUUGAGUACCUCAGUAUGAUCUAAGAUUAAAAAAAAAAAAAAAACCUUUAGACCAUUUCUAAUGUUUAAAAGAUGUCAACAAGUUCUCCUAGUUGUGAAGAAAAAUUAACUGCUGGUAUUAAUGACCUUCCAAACGAACUAUUAGAAUAUAUCAUCAGCCUCUUACCACCAUACCAAGAUUUGGAAAAUUGUAUGGUUGUUUGCAAGAGAUGGUACAAAAACGUUCAAAGUGUUAUACGCCACAGAAAAAUAGAAUUUCAUCGUGCCAUUAGUAAUUUUAACAUUCAGUGGGAAAAUAACUAUGAAAACCCUAAGCAGCAGAUUAUUACUAAACGGUACUCACAUUCAGCUUGUAGUCAUGAAAAUGCUAUGUAUGUCUUUGGAGGAUGUACUUGCACUAGUACUACAUUUAAUGACCUCUGGAAAUUGGAUUUAUCGACCCGGCAAUGGCAGCGAUUAUUGACAAUGGGAAGUUAUCCUUCACCAAAAGCUUGUGCUUCUCUUGUGUAUUACAACCAUACACUUAUUUUAUUUGGUGGCUGGACACAUCCAUCACCUUAUCCUCUUCAUCAGGCAUGGAGAACAUUUAAUGAAUUACAUUUGUAUGACAUAAGUGCAAACCGUUGGAACUGCAUAACGUCUCCUACAACAGCUCCACCAUCAAUGGCUGGUCAUGCUGCAACUGUACAUGGUGACAGCAUGGUUGUUUUUGGAGGUCUGCACGGUCAUAAUGGAGGAUCCAAUGAUAUAUGGUGUCUUAAUCUGUUAACCUACACUUGGGCUAAAAAGGAAACUGUCGGUGAUAAACCACAUCCUCGAUAUGGACAUUCACAAAUACCAUUGGACGAUUUUCAUUUACUUAUUCUUGGUGGUUGGGGGGGACCUCCAAAUGUAGUUAUGAAUGAUAUUUGGCUACUCACAAUGAAUGGAAGGCAUUGGACCUGGACUCCAAUUACAGUAGAAAAUCAGCAAUGGGCAGCUUCUCAUUUAUGGUGCCAUCCAGCUUGUAAGGUAGAAGAUUAUGUAGUUGUCUUUAGUAGAAAUCCAGUUUCUACGCCACCUCCUUUAGCUUAUUCCCGCUGGACUUCUAAUUCUCAAAUAGGAAUUAAUCAGAGUAGAAGAAUAAAUGCCAAUGAACCCAGAGACCAUUAUUUAAUCCGACCUGAUGAUGGAGCUGGCCCAUCAGUUGAUAGAGAUGUUAAUGUUAAUGGAAGAAGAGGAAAUCUGGUUGCCAGGUACAUUGGUGAUCCAGCGAAUAUCAGAAGUGAAAGUUUGCGACAUUCUUAUAAUUCUCUUAAUUAUUUAAAUCAUAUGAGUGCUUUUCGAGCUGAAAAGCCUCAAAUUAGCCGACAUCGAGAAAAACAGUUAGAUGCUCUAAAGAGAAUGGAAAUGAAAUUGAAAACAAUACGCCCAGAACAAGCCAAAAAAAUAUUUAGACCUGUUGCUCCCAAGAUGGCCAUGUUCGUCUUGGAUAUUUCGAAAAUCCUUUCCCCAGACCAUAAAGUAACAUGGUUGCCUAUAAAAUCAGUAGCUUAUGGUAGCCCAGAAUCAACUAUUCUGUACACUCUUGUAAAGGGUAAUGGAGAACUUAUAUUGUUUGGUGGUAUUAAGAGAGAUGCUGGAGCAAUAACAAACCAGUCUGGACAAACUUUGGACAUGGCUGACACUGUCUCCAAUUCACUCUAUUUUAUUUCUGCUCCUCAGAGUACAAUAUAAAUAAAAAUAUUCAAAUAUGUGAUUUUUUAGUUGUUUCAGUCAAUAAUGAACAUAAAAGUAAGGUAAUUGCUAUAAAUAUAUUGAAUGUUAAGGUAUGAUUGUUAAGAUGGCCAUAUUUAUUUAAAUACAUUUUUGCAUUUAAUUUUGUAUUUAUUUUUUUAUAAUUUUGGCAAUAUUGUCCUAGAUAGACUACAUGUAUCUUCCAUUGCUGUAAUGUACUUUUCCCAGGAUAUAAAUUACAUUAAAUGAUUUUG
Nezara viridula (southern green stink bug) is the source of this 2145-nucleotide messenger RNA. The record is from the annotation of a GenBank genome assembly. Lineage: Eukaryota; Metazoa; Arthropoda; Insecta; Hemiptera; Pentatomidae.